UUUGUAACGUAUGGUAUACCACGUAUUUUUACCAACAUAUUCGAUAUGAUAUUUACUAUAUUUAAACAAAUAAGUUAAAUUUAAGAGGUUUAUCAUUGGAGGAAAAUUUAGAGGUGAAUAUAUGAUAUAAUUACAUAACCCGUUUGCACAAAUUCUGUCGUUGGAUGCUGUCAAUCGUCGGAACGCACGUUUUGUUGAGUGACAGUGGACAUUAAAGGGACAUAUCGGCGGUAGACAUCGACGCGCUUUCACGAUCAAGUAACCGAACGAAAUGUCUCCUGAAGAAAACGGAAGCGAUUCAUAUCAACUGGACCAAAUAAAUACGGAAGUAGUAACACUGAUGACACCUUUGAUCGUGUAUCUGAGCGUGGUGAUGUUCUUUGGUCUACUGGGCAACAUUCUCGUCUGCUUUUACUAUGGGCAUGAGACAAGGCGCUCCGGUCACGCCGUUUUUAUUUGCACACUUGCCUUAUUUGACUUGGCAACCUGUGCAUUGUCGAUUCCACUUGAGUUUGUAGACACGAAGUUUUACUACACUUUUACUAACAUUCCUCUCUGCAGGUUUCUCAGUUUUGUUAACCAGGUGACCGUUAUGGGAAGCGCGUUUACACUUUUGGCGAUAGCUGUAGACCGCUUUCGAAGAAUAUGUCGACCUUUGAAGAAACAAUUGGACUUAACUAAAUGCAAAUUAGUAUGUGUUCUUUCAUUCGUGCUCUCCUUGGUUUAUUCCUGGCCGGCAUUAAUCUUGUACACAUCGGUUGAAGUAGAUUUGCGUGCGUCAAGUGGUAGAAUUGUGAAAGGCCAUGACUGCGCGACCUCCACGGUCAAAAGUUACAAAACCUAUAUCUGGGGUCAUAAUGUGCUUUAUUUGAUUACAUUCAUUAUUGGUACUGGGACUCUCGUCGUGAUGUAUUCACUCGUUGGAAAGGCUAUUUAUCAACACAAAAGAUAUGUCGCACGCAAUCAUUCGAAUCACACAGAUGUACAGACACCUCAAACUUCCAGAUGCGACAUAGGUGUUGAAAAGAACGAGGCUUCUUGUGAUGGAAAAUCGCAAAUAAAUGAAAUGCAGCAAAACGAAGAAUGUUCGAACAAUGUUUCUAUUAAAUACACCAUGAUCAUGUUAGUUAUUGCGGCAGUGUUUAUUAUCAGCUUUCUACCUUAUCUCAUCUUAGUGAUACUUAACGCAUUUCUGGGUAUAAAGGAUUCGGCUAAAGGAGGUGCUCUUGUUGCAUACAAGAUUGGUUCGCGCUCUUACUUUCUCAUGUCUGCAAUCAACCCAAUGAUUUACGGAUUACUCAAUACACAAUUCAGAAAGUAUUAUAGCUCCAAGCUCGUUCGGUGUAAUAGAUGCGAAGUCCGGAGCAAAAAUUUACAGUCCAGCUCUGAUGCAACGGCUACUACGAAUGUAUAGGCUUAUAUGUAUGUAACUUCACAUACUUAUAUUGCUUUUGAACACAACAAAAUGAAGCAGUUUACAAUGACUAAUGAAUUAAGGUAACUUAUAUUUGAAAACAAUAUUAAAGCAAUAGUCCGAAAGAACAUAGUUGGACAUAUGUUAUCUGGCAUUAGUUCUAAUGAAUGUUAAGAUUUUUUUUGAAACCGUCUUUUUUAAGAAGUGUAUCGUAUCUUUUAAUACUUUUUUUUGAAAAUACCCUUAUGUACAUGCUUUGCAGAACAUGCUUUUUUUCUUAUUUAAAUGUAAUCAAAAGUAAUGUUAACGAUUUUUGUGACUAUUGAUUUUUAUUUCGAUCAGAAAUAUUCCCAUUAGAGAUGGCAGUUAAUCUUUUAUCUCAUCUGAGUGUUUGACCAGUUGUUACCAUCAUAGCCCCAAGUGUGUCGAGCGUCGCUCGUCCUCAUUUUGAAAUGUCAUCUCCUUUUAAACAAAUACACCAAUUUUAAUUAAGUUGAACACAGUUAAUGGGUUGCACUUUGGGCGGUAGAUGAAGAUUGAUUAAGACAGCUAUAUCAACAAUUAAAUUAACAAUUGGACUAAAUGUAAUCGAAGUUAAUUGUGGUUUUUGCAGAAUUCAUGCAAGGCGCUUGUAUGAAGAUCUUCAUUAAGCAAUAUAAUAUUUAAAAUGAUAGUAUAUCAUCAAUUUAGUGUAUCUGUGAGUUGUCGUUGUGUCCUUUUCCCAUUUAAUGUAUUAAAUAGCACGAUAGAGCGACGAGGACAAUAAUGUUCUUAAUAAAAACAAUGUUUUGUCUGGAUACGCCUGUAAUUUGCCUCAUGUAAAUCACUAAAUGGUUUUGUUUCAUUAAAAGUCUAGUUUAUGCACAUGUAUGCUGAUUUUUAAGAUGAACGAAUCAAAAGAAAAUCGUGACUUUGUAAUGUGUUAUAUGUUAUUAAAAUAGUUGUCACCGAGCUAAACAAUAUACAUAUUUAAUCUUGCAUUUAUAUUUAUUUGUCUUUUACGAGAGCGCAGAUGGUUGAAAUGAAUUGUACCUGUAUAUGCAUCCAAUUGCUUUUGUUUGCCCUUAUAAUUUGUUUAUGUGUCUUUACAAAAUUGUAUAUGUUUCGUAUGUUGCAUAAAUUUAAAUAGCACAAUGUAAAUUGAAUUAUGUUAGCUCAAUUAAAGAUUGUGGCCACAUAUAAUUAUACCUAUGCGUUUGCACCAGUAUUUGCACCUUCCACUAACAUCUUACACAGAGGGCAAGCAUGCAACAAAUGCAAUAAAAAAAGGGCAAAUCCAGUACGUCGAUUCUGAAUAAAUCUUAAAAAUUGUUCAACAAAGUAAUUGUGUUUAAGCCGAAAUAUUAUAUCAAACCACUUACAAAUAGAGCGGAUCUUCGGCAGCAAACACAUAAUUGUGCGUUCUUCUUUGUUGUUGCUUUAGAUCCAUAUAUAGUUCCAGCAGAAAUAAAUAAGAGUUUCGAUUGUGGGGUGUUUUUUUGUCUAGUUUUUGGUAAAUGAAAAGGGGAGUUAAAUGCAGGUACAUUUUUCAACUUAAAUAUUCAAUGCACAUAUACUUUCCUUAAAUAAUUAAAAGCACUGAUGUGUCAAUGAAGUAUUGUUAAUAUGUAAUUGUAUUCAUACACGUGCCUUGUGUUUGAAGCUGCACUGAGUUGCAUGAAUGUAACCUCUUUACUUGCAGAAGCCAAAGCUGGAAUAUUGCAGACCGUCAGGUCAAUAUAUAAAUGAAAGAGGGUCGUUCAGAUAUCUAAUUUGCCAAUCACGUGCGUAAAAUUAUGUGAUUAGCAUCUAUAUGUAAUUACUAUAUAUAAUUAUAUUAUGUAAAAGAAGUAUUGAUAUCUCAUUUCGCAAAAGUUUUAGUCAGAUGUAUCUGUUUAUGUGUAAAAAAUACAAACGUUCAACGUAUA
Molecule: messenger RNA, 3321 nt
Organism: Dreissena polymorpha
Lineage: Eukaryota; Metazoa; Mollusca; Bivalvia; Myida; Dreissenidae
Product: cholecystokinin receptor-like
Exons: 2
Coding region: 272-1414 (380 amino acids)
Biological process (GO): neuropeptide signaling pathway
Cellular component (GO): membrane
Molecular function (GO): neuropeptide receptor activity
Source: RefSeq, a predicted model, not a curated record